AUGACGACUGUGAUCGACUCGCAGAUAUUUCACAAUGCGUUCUCGACGGCUGAGAUUGCAGAAAUUUGGAGCGACAAGCAACGUACGGCCUACUACCUUGACUUCGAGGCUGCGUUGGCCAAAGUACAGGCGCAGUUGAACAUCAUCCCGAAGAACGCCGCAGCUGAGAUUGUGAAGCACUGCAAAAUAGAGUUUAUGGACUUCGAAGAGUUGAGACAGCAGACAGAGAUGAUUGGAUAUCCCGUCUUGCCGAUGGUGCAACAGCUGGUUACAAAGGUCAAUGAGGUCGAGUCCAAGCUGGGAGAGUGGGCUCAUUGGGGGACGACCACGCAAGAUGUCACCGAUACAGCCACCGUGCUUCAGCUUCGUGACACUCUGCAGUUAGUUGACGGCAUGCUUCAUAACAUCAUUGUAUCCCUAGAGGAUCUUUGCACCAAGUAUAAGUCAACCCCCAUGACAGCACGUUCCAAUCUACAGCAAGCUGUCCCGAUUUCUUUCGGCUUCAAAGUAGCACGACUGCUAGCUACCUUUGCACGUCACAAGCAGCGACUUGACGAGAUUCGACCGCGUUUACUCGUGCUCGAGUUCAGCGGCGCAGCUGGAACACUUGCGACACUCAGUGAAUCCACUGCAUACGGCCCACCGCCUCCCUCGGAAGAUAACGAACCACUUGGUCUUCGCUGCCAAAGCCUCCUGGCGACUGAACUGGGUCUCGCCGUGCCCACCAUAGCUUGGCACACCGAACGCGACAACUUUGCUGAAGUCACAUCCUUCCUGGCCAUCCUGACAGCCACCUGCGCCAAAUUUGCCACAGACCUCAAACUCAUGAUGCAGUCCGAAGUCUCGGAAGCCAGCGAGCCAUACGUGGCCCAUCGUGGCAGUAGCUCCACCAUGCCGCAGAAGCGCAACCCCAUCGGCUGUGCGUAUAUCUGCUCAAUGGCCAGUUCAGUACGAGCUAUGGCAAGUAGUAUGGUUGAAGCCAUGGUUGCGGACCACGAAAGGAGCACAGGGCCAUGGGAGAUCGAGUGGGUCAUGCUGCCGCAAAUCUGUGCAUUGAGUCACGCCUGUCUGAAGCAGACGCAUUAUUUGAUCGCCGGAAUGGAGCUAGACCAAGAUGGUAUGCAGCGGAAUCUUGAGCUAUCUCGUGGGGCUAUCGCCAGUGAGGCCGUCAUGAUGGGGUUGGGGAAGACGCUAGGAAGGCAGUAUGCGCACGACCUUGUGCAUGGUCUUUGCCGCAAGGCACAGUCCGAGAGAAGGUCGUUACUUGAAAUUUUGCUAGAGAAUGACGAGGUUAAGAACACUGGUUUGUGCGAGGGGGAGUUGCAGAGGCUCUGCGACCCCGCCAACUACCUUGGGCUGAGCGAAGUCAUGGUGGAGCGGGUUUUACGAGCAGUAAGAGAGUGA
Messenger RNA from Pseudomassariella vexata, 1404 nucleotides. RefSeq names its product beta carboxy-cis-cis-muconate lactonizing enzyme, cyloisomerase, CLME2. Gene Ontology annotation, molecular function: catalytic activity. The coding region runs from base 1 to 1404 and encodes 467 amino acids. The record is from RefSeq and is a predicted model, not a curated record. The transcript has 2 exons. Lineage: Eukaryota; Fungi; Ascomycota; Sordariomycetes; Amphisphaeriales; Pseudomassariaceae.